UGUAAGAACCAUCGUUCCCGAUAGGGGGAGCUGCGCGGCAAGUCUCCAGGCGACUAUCUGCGGCUGAAGAAACCGAGAAAACCGACAGGGGGAGCUGCGCUGAACGUCACAGGGAGACGGGCCACGACUGUAGGGACUACGAUCCCCGACAGGGGGAGCUACGCUGGGCAUCGCUGGGCGACUGUAGAGACCACGAAGACCGAUAGAGGGAGCUGUGCGCAGAAGACAUCCUGGGAAGCCUAGGGAACGAUGACCUCAAGCAGUAACAAGUCAAAAACGACUAUUUACCAUAUGUUUUACUGCCAAAAGUGUGGGACCAGCUGUCCCAUUAAUACAGAGAGGUGCCCGCACUGUAAGAUAACUAUUUUAAAGCCUCAAAAAACAAUGUGCCAGUCAGCCUGUACGGGGGAGCUGGAUGUCUUUAACGCCAACAGGCACACAUUGGGUUCCCCUGGAGACUUCAGAAGAGAACAGGUCUAUGAGGAACAGUUGGAGGACCAUGUGAGUGACCUGCAGGAUGGUUUCAAGUCAGCCUGCAGCAGCAUUCACGUUGUAGAAGCUCCCACUUUGCAGCAAGGAGCACUAGGUUCUCACCAGAUACCUCAGCAGAAAAACGAGAAGUUUCACAUUAAGAGUACCUCAGUUUACAAAGACUUUGCUGUCCAGACGAACUUGUCCUUUGAUUUGGAGCUGGCGGUGUGUGCUAAGAAGCACUGCAGCCUGUCUCGUGAGAAAACUGCAGAGGUGAUUGGACUGGAGCUGGAGAGCCUUCCAGAAUCUUGCCGUUCCAACAGCACAGAAUUUGACUGCAUAUCCAAAGAGUGCAUGAAAGGGAGCCAGUUAGUAAUUCAUGAUUCCAAGUCUGAACAAGUAAUGUCACUUGGUAGUGAGUUGUUGGAUGUUGCAAUGGUGGAGAAUAGUUGUUUUUGUACUCCUGCGGGUGUUUCAGAUCAAAGUGAUCCUGCACUGUGUACAGAGAGUGAUCUUUUGGAUAGAGAAGAUGAUUGGAGUUGUCACCAAAGCAGCUUUGAGUAUCACAGCGUACGUGCAGAGGAUCCCACUCUUCAGGGAUCGAGUGCUACAAUGUUUCAUCCAUGCGGACUUAUCAGAAAGGGUGAUCAUGAAGACAACAUUCAUACACUAAUGCAAUAUCAAGACAAGUUACAGCAGUCAAGCGGCUCACAUGAAGAGGAGAGUGAUCUACGUAAGAAAUGUAAAGAAAAAGCCAACCCAUCUAUAUGUGAAGAUUCUUUUCUGUCUGCACUGGGAGACGAGGGCAGCAGUGACUUCAUUCCAUGUGAGCGAUGUCUGGCUUUGUGUGCGAGGGUCACAGAGAGGCAGUCAGGGGAUGCUGGUCAGGAUUUCACUGUCAGCUUCAUGGUGAGCAGGUCCACCAGCACAGAACCCAAAGGUACACAGUGUGAUGUUGCUCUCAAUACAGACCCCUUCUUACUUGGCUCCAAACGAGACCAGGAGAUCCAGAAGCUGCCAAUCCCCACAGCUGAGAAGUUUGUAAACACUGAUGUCUACAUGAAAGAUCUAGAUUACAUCACAGAGGAAUUUAAGAAAUUAAGACUGGCGCAAGCAGAACUGAAGCAACUGAAAGAGAAUUUAGCAAGCCCUGCUUGGGGUGAACGUAGUCUGUGCUGUGGCGCUGCCCAGAGAGCACUGCAUGCUGAGCUACGCCUCUUGGCUCUACAGCAUGCAAUGUGCCAGCAACACUGUUGGAGGCGCUAUCGCACUUCGCCUGAAGGCAGCCGCCUCCUGCUGGGAAAAAGAGAAAUCCCAAACAGCUUGAUGCAAGUUCUCCAGAACCUAGAAAAUGACUACCAAGAGAUGAGGAGGAAGGUCCUGUCUGGCGUGCCUCUGGACCAGCUCCGCCCCCUGUCUGUGGACUGCCAGAGGAUUGCCUCUAAGGGGUGCUACAUCCCAGCAGAGAUAGCCAAGAUUGUGUUAGAAGACAGACAGGGCAGCGUUCAGUCGCAGAAUUCCCAGCUGACUGUACACGGUGACUCCUGCACAGGCAGAAGGGACACUCCGGCCCUCCAGCAGCAAGAUCCAAAGGAAAGGCCAGCGGAGAUAAAUACAGAGCCAGGUAAUAACCAGUGUGAAGGGACGGCUGCAUGCAUUGGGCAGGGUGGGGUCACACAUGGACCCCCUCUAGAGUCCAACACAAGUGAGGCUUGGUAUGAUGCAGAAGAGGACCUUGAAAGCAUCAAGAUGGAGGCUCAUCAAAAAGUGGAUGACGGUCAUCUUAAGAUCCCCGAAGAAGAUACAAUGGGAUGUUGUGAUAAGAAGGAAACUGAUGAAGAUGUCCUCCUGUAUGCCUCAGAACUCCCUUGUAAUGUGACUGAGGAGGAGGUAACAGUCUGGUUUAGAAAGUAUCAGGUAUCUAAUGUCCAGAUGGCACCGUUCAGGAGCAAACAGAGGGCGGCCAUUGUGACAGUUGAUUGUCUCAGGAGUGCCAACAGAGCGAUCAAGGACCUGAAUGGUCACACCAUCCAGGGGUACACAAUCAAGGUGGAGCACCUAGGCACAAUGCUCUCAGCUGAAUCAGUCCACAAGGGGCAGUUCUCCAAGUCACAUUCCUGCCAGAAUAACAAAGUGAGGUCUGUGUGUAUUACACAGGCCUCAAAGCAUAGAGUACCUAUCACCAAGAACCUGAUGAAUAUCAAGGAAUCAGUCACGUCUCCAGAAACACUCACGCAUCAGCACCGCACCACCACGAGCAGCCUCGACACCAUAAUGGCCAAACUUUCGGAGCGACACCCUGAAGCGAGCCGGCAAAGAAUCGUCAACAGCCUACUGGAGCUACAAGCGAAUCACCAGGGCUUCCUCAGUGGCCUACCCUUAAAGGCUGUCGUGGAGAUGACAUCAGCUCUUCUAAGGCACCCUCCUCUGGCCAUAAAAGAGAGGUUCCAAAAAGAAGAUGCCAAUAAAAUAAAUGGAAAUUAAAAUACAAAGCAUUUUAAUGCUUAUUGUAUUUUGGUGUAUCGUUAAUUAUAAUAUUGUUCUUAAAUCCAGAGUUUAAAUGUUUAGGAUUAAUCUUUUGCAUUUAUUUAAUGUGAUAAGUCACAACUGUUGAUCUUUUUUGUUUUGUCACAUUAAAAUAAGGUAUGGAAAACUGGAUUAGCUUAUAUAGAUGACAGGGUUUCUGGUUUUGUUAAGAUACUGAAAAUUUUGAAUAAGAAAAAUCUGUAAACGUUUUUCAAUAAAAGGCUAAAUCUA
Messenger RNA from Brienomyrus brachyistius, 3228 nucleotides. Its product is annotated as RNA-binding protein 44-like. The record is from RefSeq and is a predicted model, not a curated record. Bases 250 to 2955 code for a protein of 901 amino acids. Gene Ontology annotation, molecular function: RNA binding. The transcript has 16 exons. NCBI's taxonomy places the organism in Eukaryota, Metazoa, Chordata, Actinopteri, Osteoglossiformes, Mormyridae.